GGCUCUGCUCGGGAGCUCCCCAGGGAAGCUCUGCUGGGCCUCGAGGGAGCAUCCCAAUAUCCCUGGAAAACCGCGCGGAGGCUGCCUAUGGCACUUGGAGAAUUCUCCAGGGGUUCAGUGCUGAGGGAAUUCUGUGGGAGCAUGGCUGGAGCAGGACAUGGAGUCUGGGCACAGAAUGCAGGCAGUGAUGUGGGCUGCUGCUCCCAGCCUGCCUGGUGGCUCUGUGCCGUGGGACUGUGACCCCGUGGUGCUCCUGCUGUUGCCGGGCUCUGGAGCAGGUGCCAGGAGCCAUGAGGAGGUUUGGCUACUGCCGGGUGGUGCUGGCUACCUCGCUGCUCUGGGUGCUGCUGGACGUGUUCCUGCUGCUCUACUUCAGCGAGUGCAACAAGUGUGAUGACAGCAAGGAGCGGUCCCUGCUGCCCGCCCUGCGCGCCGUUAUUUCCCGGAGCCAGGAGGGCCCGGGGGAGAUGGGCAGGGCCGUGCUCAUCCCCAAGGAGGAGCAGGAGAAGAUGAAGGAGCUGUUCAAGAUCAACCAGUUCAACCUGCUGGCCAGCGACCGCAUCGCGCUGAACCGCAGCCUGCCCGACGUGCGGCUGGACGGUUGUCACAAAGAGCUGAGAAAUUCCUGUGUGGUGAAAUGUGCUGUAAAUUCCAGAGUGUCCUUUAAAAGGUCUUUUUUUCUUUUUUUCUUUUCUCUUUUCUUUCUCCCUUUUAUUUUAUAUUUUUUUUUCUUUUAUUUUCUUUUCUGUUUUCCUGUGUUUUUUCCUGUUUGUUUCCCACCCAGGACCCCAACUAUGGCUGGUGGCCUGUUUUCUAUUGACAGGACCUACUUUGAAGAGAUAGGAACUUACGAUGCAGGAAUGGAUAUCUGGGGUGGCGAGAAUCUUGAAAUGUCCUUUAGGGUCUGGCAGUGCGGGGGCUCCCUGGAGAUCGUCACCUGCUCCCACGUGGGACACGUGUUCCGCAAGGCCACCCCCUACACCUUCCCGGGGGGCACCGGCCACGUCAUCAACAAGAACAACCGCAGGCUGGCCGAGGUCUGGAUGGACGAGUUCAAGGAUUUCUUCUACAUCAUCUCCCCGGGUGUGGUGAAGGUGGAUUGUGGAGAUGUGUCCGUCAGGAAGGCCCUGCGGGAGAGGCUGGGCUGCAAACCCUUCUCCUGGUACCUGGAGAACGUGUACCCCGACUCGCAGAUCCCGCGGCGCUACUACUCCCUGGGAGAGAUCAGGAAUGUUGAAACCAACCAGUGCUUGGACAACAUGGGCCGCAAGGAGAACGAAAAAGUGGGAUUUUUCAACUGCCAUGGCAUGGGAGGGAACCAGGUGUUCUCCUACACGGCGGACAAGGAGAUCCGCACGGAUGACCUGUGCCUGGACGUGUCGCGGCUCAACGGCCCCGUCCUCAUGCUCAAGUGCCACCACCUGAGGGGCAACCAGCUCUGGGAGUAUGAUGCUGAGAAGCUCACCCUGAGGCACCUGAACAGCAACCAGUGCCUGGCGGAGCCGUCGGACGAGGACCGGCUGGUGCCCACCGUGCGCGAGUGCGGCGGCGGCCGCGCCCAGCAGUGGCUGCUGCGCAACAUGACCCUGGCGGCCUGAUCCCGCUCCCAUCCCGCCCAUCCCGCUCCCAUCCCGCUCAUCCCGCUCCCAUCCCGCUCAUCCUGCUCCUCCUGCCGCCCCCGACCCCAGCAGAGUCACCGCGGGCUCCUCCUGCCCCCCGCCCUUGGACUGCCCGCGCCUCCCGGUGAUCCAGGAGCUGCCGGUACCCACGGCAGCGGGAUCCAGGUUCCAGCAGCUGACCGUGGAGAAGCUGGGAUAUGGAGGGGUUGCUGUCACUCCAGAGAUUCCAGAGACAUCAUCUCACCUUGGAGAAGCUGGGAUACAGAGGUGUCACUGUCACUCCAGAGAUUCCAGAGGCAUCAUCUCACCUUGGAGAAGCUGGGAUACAGAGGUGUCACUGUCACUCCAGAGAUUCCAGAGGCAGCAGCUGACCUUGGAGGAGUUGGGAUAUGGAGGUGUCACUGUCACUCCCAAGAUUCCAGAGGCAGCAGCUGACCGUGGAGAAGCUGGGGUAUGGAGGCAUUGCUGUUACUCCAGAGGCAUCAUCUGACCUUGGAGAAGUUGGGAUAUGGAGGGGUCGCUGUCACUCCCGAGAUUCCAGAGGCAUCAUCUGACCUUGGAGAAGCUGGGAUACAGAGGUGUCCCUGUCACUCCAGAGAUUCCAGAGGCAGCAGCUGACCUUGGAGGAGUUGGGAUAUGGAGGUGUCACUGUCACACGUCACCACAGAGAGGUGGCCCAGUCUAAAGGCCCUGUGGCACCAGCUGGCACUGGGAGCCAUCCUGGGAGGUGUGGCCCGAGCUGAUGGGAUGUGCUGGGCUCUCCUGGAGAAGAUCCUGGGCAGUCUUGGGUGGUCUCUCGUGCCCAGUGGGAUUUGACAGCCCCAAAGCUUCCUGGGUUGUGCUGGGAAAAAACCAGGAUCCGGUGUUGGGAAAACCAGGCCGAGGCUGCACUUCACCAGGAAUUCCAGCAGAGGAGGCCACAGGAGACACGGGAAUGCCGAGGGGAAGGAGUGGCACUCGAGGGACCUCGGGGUGGCACAGAGGGAGCUGUUCCCUCCUUCCAUGGGAAUGGACCUGGGGCUGGACCUGGGGCUCGGGGGAGGCCUGGAAGGACCAAAACUGAGACCUGGAGCUUGGGGGGUCUCCAUCCCUGCAUCCCAACACAUCCAUGGAUCCCUGCAUCCCAGCUCUGCCUCCAGGUGUUCCCUGGAAUCUCAGGGGCUCCUUCCUGGUUUCAGGAAUUUGGGGGCUCAGUCCUUGUGUGGGUGUGGCCGUUCCCAAAGCCCUGCUGGCCCUCAGGAGCUACUCCCCACUGGGAUGUGGGGACAGAGACACUGGAAUGUGCUGGGGACAUUCCUUUGGGAGCCACCCCAAGGGCAGCUGGGGCCCUCUGGGCUGGGAUUUUGGGAAUUCUCACUGCCCAGAGGGUUCAGGAGACUGAAAUCCCAGGGCAGCAGGACCCCAGCACGGGUAAGUGGGGAAAUAUUUCCCAGGAUUUCCCUCACAAUUCCCAACAAUCUCUGUAAAAGCACUGGGUCAUUAAAAAUGCUGGUAUUUUCUGUA
This is a messenger RNA of Serinus canaria (Common canary), 3122 nucleotides long. RefSeq names its product polypeptide N-acetylgalactosaminyltransferase 13 (gene GALNT13). Bases 291 to 1598 code for a protein of 435 amino acids. The record is from RefSeq and is a predicted model, not a curated record. The transcript is spliced from 12 exons. NCBI's taxonomy places the organism in Eukaryota, Metazoa, Chordata, Aves, Passeriformes, Fringillidae. Gene Ontology annotation, cellular component: Golgi apparatus.